UGUGCUGUAGUCAUAUUCAAAAUUACACGCUCAUAAUGAACACACACUUUUCAGAUUCCCUUUUUUCACUCAACACUGUGUGAGUCGCACACGAUGGCCACACACUACAUUUUAUACUUCCAGGUAGUUGUUUUGUGGUUGCUUUGUCACACAGCGUCUAAUUCUGAGAUUUCCUGUAGAAAUGAAGCUGGUGAGCCCGUUGAUUGGUUUAUCAUUUACAAACUGCCAAGGCAUAGAAUUGGUGAGGUUGGCAGUGGGGUGGAGUACUUGUACCUGGACUCAUCAGUGGGGAGCUGGCAGAUGAGUAAAUUCCUGGUCAACACCAGCCAAGGAGCCAUAUGGAACACACUGAACCAGCUUUAUGCAGGAAAGACUUAUCAGUCUAACAGCUCAGUCUAUGGACUCUACAAUGAUGGACCACCAGUUCUGGAUUACAUCCAUGGAUAUGGACACACUAAAGGGGUUCUGCUCUUUGACCGCUCUCAAGGUUUCUGGCUGUCGCACAGCAUUCCCCAUUUUCCCUCAUUCCCUGAGAGAGGAUACCUUUACCCCUCCUCUGGCAAAGUCAACGGCCAGACUGCUCUGUGUGUGACCUACCCGUAUAAACAGUUCCUCCGUGUAGCGCAGCAGUUGGUCUACCUUUACCCACGUUUCUAUAACUGCUCUGUUCCCGCUGCGUUCUUGGCUGACCUGCCACAGCUGGCCCAGUUAUGUGAGGGCUCCAAACCACAGCUGGCCUCAAAUAAGAGAGUGGAGCAGCUUUUUUCCGUCCGUGGGGAGAAGUUCGUCAGCUUUGUCAAAUCUGAACACUUUGUGGAUGAUAUCUACACAGGCUGGGUGGCUCAGGCCCUGGGUGCCGAUCUCCUAGUGCAGUCUUGGCAGACACAAGGUGAAGACCUGCCUUCCAACUGCUCGCUGCCCAAACACACCAUGAACAUCAGAAAGGUUAAACUUCCCACAUUGCUCCUGUUCGAGUCCUACCACGAUCACUCAAAGUGGUGCGUGUCUCGGCUCUAUGAGGACCAGGUGACCUGUCUGGGGGAUCUGAACAGAGAGAAGCCGCAGAUGUGGCGUGGUGGAGGGCUGCUCUGCUCCCGCAACCCCUUGAUUUACAAGGCCUUCAGACAGGCGGUGGAUUUUUACAUUGGCUGCUGAACAAUAAGAAAAGACAGAAUGACUGGAGCUGGAUCAGUCUUGGAAUCAGAUGGUCCUGUUCGUGGCUAAAUGUGAUGAUUUAUUGUGUUAUCAGGUAAUAUGCAAGCAUCAGCACACAUAAGGAUCAAAUCAGACGUCAAUAUCAUACAAAACAGCAAGGCGUGUUUGAAUUAUUUGAUAGUUCCUUAACUACCUGGACCCUAGUGAAGUACUUACAAACUCAUCCUGGUAAAUAAAGGAUAAAUUAACUGUAAUCUAAUUUAUGCUUCAGAUUAUCAUUUGGCCAACAUAUGUAUUAUUAUAAUUAGCCGAUUAAACCAUAGACCUCAUUUCUUUUAUUCAACUGAUGUUAAAAUGCAGAUACAAAUACAGACCCCUUAUUUUAGUCCUUUGCACUUCCUUCCAUUGCAGAUGCAAGAUAAAAAUAUUUCACUUAUACAAUAAUUAAAUAUAAUUACAAUAAUUUAGCUUUUACCGUGCACUUAAUAAGCAUUAUUUCAAUUAUGAUUCUUGGUGCUUAGUAGAUUAAAAUGAAAUACUACCAGUUCUGAAUAUAUUCAAGAAGGAGUUGAGAUCUAAAAGUCAGAGAUUAUGUCAAAUGAGAGAGGAACGUUUGUGAAACCUCCAAUCUGUAUUUAAUCUCUUGUGUCACAUUUGACAUGGGCGGAUACUGCCACAGUGGUUUUACCUUGCGCGGAAGUUGAGCUAAUUCUAUGACAGAAAUGUUUGUUGCUCUGGGCGAACAGUGUCACCUAGUGACCUGACAUGACAGUCAUACUGUGUCAUCUUGUUGGAUCAUUAGCUAAGACACCAGACACUCUUUGCUCUUCUGCCACUGGUUGAGGAUUAGCUUUUGAAAAUGUUUAAUCUAUUCUUAAUAUUAAUUCAGACAUAUAUUUGUCUGUCUUGUUUAAAGGUGAUUUCUGAAACAGUACAAACUGCCACCAACUUGAUUCACAUUUGCAAUCCAAAAGUCAAUUUUAUUAUCUAACGAAAACUGACGUUCCUGAUUAAAUCUUAUUUUCAAUAAAUUAAUCACAUUGCGGGACUAAUUAAAGAACUAUCUUAUCUUUUCUUAAAAGAUCAGAUUUGUUGUUUUGACUCAGAACUUCUUGGUUGUUGUCAGGGCUUACACCAAUUUCAAUACCCAUACUUGAAUUUGUUGUAAUGCCAAGGACAUGACAGAUGAUGGUGUACUGAUACAGAUAGUGCCAAACCAGGUUUCACUUUCACAAUGAGUGCUCUGCCUUAGAAACGUUUGUCCUAAUGUUUGUCAGUAUUCAACACAAACUAGUCAAACUGGAUGAUGCUAGGAAUCAAGGCUCAUAACCCUUUUCAGCGCCACUAGGUCAUAACAGGCAUAUCAGCAUUCUUUUGUCAGGAAAAAAAAAAGAAUAGAUGAAUAGAUGAAUAAUAAGACAUCUGAUGACGAUAAUGAGCAACAAGGAAGCAGCUGAUAGGGAUGUGGAUGUUUCAUGUUACAGAAUACUAUAUAUGACAGAGCAGCAUUGUGUGACAGGUCGACACUUAACAGAGAAAGGAAAUGGAUACUGUGAGUAAAAUGUUACCAGUAUACUAGAAAUAAGAUGAUAACAUAACUACUGUUUAAGAACAGGGCUUUGCAUUAAAACUGCUUAAACACAAUAUUCUUAAUGUAGUAAGAAAUUAGUAGUAAGUAAUUUCUAUAAAAUAACAAAAUCUAAUCAGUUUUUAAUUAAACAGGGCAUAAUUUCUAUAAUACUCAGUAACACUUAAGUGUCUGUACCAAGUACUAGAAAGAGUGGAAACAGGAUCUCUUCCUGAAACUACAAAGUGCUUUUUUGUCAAAACCAAACCAAGAAACGACUGCAAGCGAUAGAUCAGCGACACAAAAUGAAUGACUAAAUGGAGUGAGACCCAAAGUGUAGGCAGCCUGUUUCUGCCUUAGCUUUAUACAAUAAGUAUUUGGUGUCACAGAAUAAAAAGCACAGCUCCAUGUCCAUUGGUUUCCACUGGUUCUGUGCAGGUGUUGUUUGUUUAAGGCUCGUUUACACCAAAGAUUUCAACGCCUCGUCUGCAACAGUUUAAACCGUGUUUAAGUUCACACCGGUGCGACUACACAAUUCGAUGCGUCCUUUCAUUUCCGCGACAUCAAACCCUGAUGGUGCCUUUAGUGGAAGGGGAUGUCGGGUUAUCGUUGUGUCCGCCUGCCCAAGACAAAAGCCUCUUCGCAGGUAUUCAUUCGCAGGAAAUCUGUGGUGGAAAUGAAGAGCUCGUUGUUCUUGGAAACUUUAGAAAGACUCGCAACUGCCGUGGUUACAAAUGUGAAAGCCUGUUCUCUGACUUCCCGUGAAAGCAACCUGGCGUUUAGUAGCGGCGAUGACACAUAACCCGAGCACGUUCAGAUGAGAUAGAAAAUACAAAACAUAGUGUUAAACUUUAGAAAUGACAAAGUUGACUAUAUUUCUGAAUAUAGGUAAGACGGUGCUCGUCAAAAUCACCUAGGGCAGAAUUAAAGGAAUUUAGCUUGUUUCCUUCAAAAGUUCAGAUAGUUUUGGUGAUUGACUGCUAUUGAUAGCGACUAAAGCUUCAAUUUUUAUUAACAGUCCUUUUUGCUCCAUGAAACUAAAUGAUAACGAAGUAUUUUGGCAUUCAAUGAAAUGUUUUCUUACGUAUAAUGUAGUAUCCUAUUGUAUUUACUGCAUUUAUUUAAUUAAUAUUAUGACUAUUUUAUUUUUACGCAUAUUUUUCUUUUACUAGUGGUCUUCAAGAGUGUUUUUUAUGUGCAACCGACCCCCUGUGAAGCAAUUUCCCUUGUGAAUGAAUAAAGUCUUUCCGAGUCUAA
Messenger RNA from Mugil cephalus (flathead mullet), 3979 nucleotides. It is a transcript of the gene dnase2b, whose product is annotated as deoxyribonuclease II beta. Lineage: Eukaryota; Metazoa; Chordata; Actinopteri; Mugiliformes; Mugilidae. The transcript is spliced from 6 exons. Gene Ontology annotation, molecular function: deoxyribonuclease II activity. Gene Ontology annotation, biological process: apoptotic DNA fragmentation. The record is from RefSeq and is a predicted model, not a curated record. Bases 94 to 1155 code for a protein of 353 amino acids.